UGUAUGCCGGAGCAUAGCUAAAAGGACUGAAGCAAACAUCUCACCAUGAGGGACCCACUGACAGAUUGUUCGGGGAGGAAGGAGGCCUGAAAGUAUCACAUCAUUCAUAGAUGACAACUUAUGUUUGUGGAAAUAGAAAUGAGAAAGCUUGGUUGCCCAAUAGUGAUUUUACUCUCAUGGCUUAGAGGAGAAUCAUUUCUUCAUGACGGAGGCUGCACUUGGAUUGCACUACAGUAUAAUAAAGUAUACAAGAACCUAAAGGAGUUUUCUCAAAAUGGAGAAGAUUUCUGCAAGCAGAUCACAUCCAUUCUUCAGCAAAGGGCAAAUUUGGAGAUCAGUUAUGCCAAAGGACUUCAGAAACUGGCAACCAAACUCAGCAAAACAUUACAGAGCACAAAGAAAAACUGUGUUGUCAGUGCCUGGGCCUGGGUCUCGGAGGGCAUGAAGUCGGCAGCGGACCUGCAUCAAAAACUUGGCAAAGCAAUUGAGUUGGAAGCAGUAAAACCAACUCAUCAAGUCCUGAGUGCACAUGAAAAGAAGAGAAAAUCACUUGAUAAUGAAGUUGAAAAGACAGCAAAUCUUGUCAUUAGCAACUGGAAUCAUCAAAUUAAGGCCAAGAAGAAAUUGAUGGUUAGUACCAAGAAGCAUGAAGCGCUUUUCCAUCUUGUAGAAAGCUCCAAGCAAAUUACGACCGAGAAGGAGAAGCAGAAGCUCCUCAAUAAACUGAAAAAAUCAACUGAGAAGCUGUCAAAAGAAGAUGAAAAUUACUACCAAAAAAACAUGGCCAGCUGUUCUACCAGACUGAAAUGGGAGAACACACUGGAAAAUUGCUUCCAGAGCAUCCUGGAGCUGGAGAAGGAAAGAAUUCAACUCUUAUGCAAUAACUUAAACCAGUACUCACAACAUAUUUCUGUUUUUGGCCAAACCCUGACCACAUGCCACACGCAGAUCCACUGCGCCAUCAGCAAGAUAGAUGUCGAAAAUGAUAUCCAGGCUCUCGUGGAAGAAACCGCAGUUUCAUCUACAGAAAAUAAAUCUGAGUUCCUAUUAACUGAUUACUUUGAAGAAGAUCCUAAAAAUGCAAUGAGUAAAGAGCGACAGGCAUCUUCAAUAAAGUCAAAACUGUUGAGACUGCAAAAAGAUAUUGAAAAAGCCUCGCGAGACCAGCAAGGCCUGGAACGAAUGCUGAAAGCAUACUCCAGCCACCCCUGCUUCUCAGACACAGAGAGCCAAAAAAGCACAGCAGCCUUAAUGGACGAGAAUAACUUGAAACUAAUGCUUUUGCAAGCAAACGCCUAUAAACUGUCAUCCGUCUUAGCAGAACUUGAGCAAAGACCUCAACCCAGCCAUGUCUGUAGUAACUCCAUCUUCAAGUGGAAAGAAAAGCAGCAGACACAUAGUUCUGUAAAAAUAUCUCGGCCUUUUCUGACAAAGAGAUUAGAGAAUGUUGUGAGCAGGUCAUCUUCUGGUGGGCAGAGAAUUCCAAGUUCUUCAUCUACAGCCUCCGGUGUGACCCAGCUCGGCAAUGGUCUCUGCAAGGCCUUAUAUUCUUUCCAAGCCAGGCAAGAUGAUGAACUGAAUUUGGAAAAAGGUGACAUUGUGACUAUACACAAGAAGAAAGAUGAAGGAUGGUGGUUUGGUUCUUUAAAGGGAAAAAAAGGCCAUUUUCCUGCUGCUUAUGUGGAGGAACUCCCUUCAAAUGCCGGGGACACAUCUUCACAAGCGUGAAGAGGAUCUUUCAGAAUCAAUGCCUCGUGCCUUCUCGCUGUAUGGUUCAAAACAUUGUAUCAAGAAUUUGUGGUAUGAGACAUGGUUUUCCUCUAGUUUCAAUGAAUGAAAACAUUUUCUUAAGUUCUGUUUGUUCCUUGAGAAUAUAUUUCAAGCAGUAAAUAUGUACUCACUAUA
Molecule: messenger RNA, 1905 nt
Organism: Lagenorhynchus albirostris (white-beaked dolphin)
Lineage: Eukaryota; Metazoa; Chordata; Mammalia; Artiodactyla; Delphinidae
Gene: NOSTRIN
Product: nitric oxide synthase trafficking
Exons: 18
Coding region: 121-1728 (535 amino acids)
Biological process (GO): signal transduction
Cellular component (GO): plasma membrane; cytoplasm
Molecular function (GO): protein binding
Source: RefSeq, a predicted model, not a curated record